AUGUCAAUCAUCAAAAUCUACCAUUCUUUAAUAAAUAUGCUCCCAUAUGAAAAUGAUAAGAUUGUUUUUAGAGCUUUAACAAUCUUGCUCUGGUUAGGGACUUGCAUGGCAAAAACAUUAUCUGCUAACUUUGCUUUUGGCGAUUCUUUGGUGGAAGUAGGCAACAAUAACUACAUUGUAUCACUUUCGAAGGCAAAUUACAUACCAAAUGGGAUCGAUUUUGGGAUGCCCACAGGAAGAUAUACAAAUGGAAGAACAAUAGUAGACAUUCUAGGAGAGGAAUUGGGUUUGAAGGAUUAUACUCCGCCAUAUUUGGCUCCAAGGACAUCUGGCCCACUACUUUUGAGUGGUGUGAAUUAUGCAUCUGGUGGUGGUGGAAUUCUGAAUGAAACCGGAAAGAUUUUUGGUGGAAGGAUCAAUAUGGAUGCACAACUAGACAACUUUGCAAAUACGAAGCAGGAUAUAAUAUCCAGAAUUGGUGCUACUGCAACUCAAGAGUUGUUGAGUGGAGCUCUUUUUUCAGUAACAAUUGGUUCAAAUGAUUUUAUAAAUAAUUAUCUCACACCCGUUGUUUCAACAAUUGAGCGAAAACUGGUAUCUCCAGAAGCAUUUGUGGGAACCUUAAUUUCAAGAUUCAGAUUACAACUUAUGAGAUUAUAUGAUUUAGGUGCUAGAAAGAUUGUGAUCCCUAAUGUGGGCCCCAUCGGAUGCAUUCCAUAUCAACGGGACAUAAAUCUGUCCGAAGGAAAUGACUGUGUGGCUUUGGCAAAUCAUUUAGCUCAACUUUAUAAUCGGCAAUUGAAAAGCUUACUUCAAGAACUUAAUAUUAAACUCAAAGGUUCAACAUUCCUAUUUGCAGAUGUGUAUAAUAUUGUUGCAGAUAUCAUUCAGAAUUUCGAAUCAUAUGGUUUUGAGAAUUCAGAUUAUGCGUGUUGUCAUGUGACCGGUCAACACGGUGGUCUAAUCCCAUGUGGGCCCACAUCUAAAGUUUGUACCGAUAGAUCAAAGUAUGCUUUUUGGGACCCAUAUCAUCCUUCGGAUGCUGCCAAUGUUAUCAUUGCCAAACGUUUAAUGGAUGGAGGCCUUGAAGAUAUAUCCCCUUUUAACAUUAGAGCUCUUUUUGGAUCUUGA
This is a messenger RNA of Lactuca virosa, 1131 nucleotides long. Lineage: Eukaryota; Viridiplantae; Streptophyta; Magnoliopsida; Asterales; Asteraceae. The record is from the annotation of a GenBank genome assembly.